GGGUUUGCUGGUGUGGAGGAGGGGGGGCUGCUGACUGAGGGUCGUUCAUGCAUAGCAAGAGGACUUGGUUGGACAUUUCUCACAUUGGCACGGAGGGCCUCGCCCAGUUGUAUUCAAUGGAUGUAGAUUUGCACAUCCAUGGACCCAUAGAAGCAGCCUGCUCUCAGGUGAGAGGUAGUUCCUCUUGUGCUGAGGUGGAUAAAUACCUCACUGCACACAGCCUGCUACUUCAGUGCCCUCGGGAACUUAGUAGUGGACGAACCUCCUCUCCAAGGAACCAACAUGCAGGAAGGCCUCACUCAGCGAGCACUGGACGCGAUCCUGAGCCAAGUCAACCCCUGUGACUCGGAUGGAGAAGACAUAGACCUUCAGCCGUAUUCGGACUCUGAGCUGUCUUCAGAUGAGGAGACUAGUCCUCAACCAAAAAGAGCUCGUUUGAGGUCUGACCUGACGGAGGCGGCGGAAGACGGCCCCGUGUGGCGUGAAGAACGGGUGAGGGCGCGUCUCCCUUUCACCCCCAUAGAAGCGUACGCCGCAGACGGAGAGCCGACGCCCACGGUCAGGACAAGCGUCCCCAGUCGCCUGGAGAGCUUCCUGAGGUUCAUCAGUCUUGACAUGCUUCAUAGCAUUCAAGAAUGCACCAUUCAACACGCACAGCGAACGGAGCAUGACUGGUUGGUGGACAUCCCUGAACUAAUGGCGUUUAUUGCCAUUGUCAUCUUGCGGGGGGUCAUCAAACCUGGGAAACCCACAGAUCACUGGCAUCAUGUCACGGGACCGCUUCCAGGACAUCAUGCGACACCUGCGCUUUGACGACAGCUCCACCCGCGUGGAGCGAGCCAAGACCGACGAGUUUGCUGCCAUCUCCGGUGUGUGGGGGUCCUUUGUCUCCAACUGCAUCUCCUCCUACAGCCCCGGUCCACACAUCGCCGUUGAUGCGCAGCUCCUCCCGACAAAGACUCGCUGCCGUUUCCUGCAGUACGUCGCGUCGAAGCCGGAGAAGUUUGGCAUCAAGUUCUGGGUCGCCUGCGACGCGAAGUCCAAGUACAUUUGCAACGUCCUCCCGUGUCUUGGCAACGACCCCAGUGGUCCCAGUGGUCCCAGUGGUCCCGGUGGGGAAGACGUGGUGAUGCGUCUGAUGGAACCGUUCCUGGACAAGGGCAGAAACGUCACCACGGACAGUUGCUUCACGUCACUGUCACUUGCGCAACGACUGCUUCGCCGCAAAACCACCAUCCUCGGCGCAGUCGACGAGAAUCACCGGGAAAUUCCUCAAUCCGCUAAACAGACGGACCGCAAAAGACUCACCACUCAGGUGUUUUCAACCACUGGUGCCGCGCUGACGGCGUACGCGUGCACGCGGAGGACGAGCGUGCACGUCCUGAGCAGCAUGCACAGCGUGGUUCACACGGAGAACGCCCCCAAACGGAAGCCGAACACGGUCGCCCUGUACAGCAGCACGAGGUGCGGCGCGGAUGCGAUGGAGCAGAUGCUGCGGAACUACAGCGUCCGCGCAGCGACGCGGCGCUGGCCAGUGGCCGUGUUCUACUACAUGAUCGAUAUGGCGGCGCUGAAUGCGCAUGCGCUGUACGAAGCGUGCACCGGGAGGAAGGAGAGACGGGCGGACUUCCUGGCGGAGCUCGCCACGGAGUUGGCGAACCCACAUGUGGGCGAGAAGAAGGCACGAAAGGAGCAGAGGCUUCGGCAGCAGCCUCCCACACCUGAACCUGGAAAAAGAGCCAUGUGUCAGGUCAAACGAUGCAACAGCAAUCGUGCCACUGUGCGAUGUGUUGGCUGCUACAGAUACACGUGUGGCAAAUGCAGAAAGGAGACACCAUGGCAGUGCCAGGACUGCGAGUGAUUGACACGUACUCGCUCACUUUUUUGCAAAUAUGUCUAAAAUUUUUUACUAUUUUUAUCAAUAGAUAAAUGCUGAGACUUACGGCAAACCGAUUUAACAUAUACUGUAUAAGAUAGACAGAAUUGACUUUACAGAUAUCUACAGUGUAUUUCAGCCUCAUCAAAACUGUAAUCGAACAUAUCCAUAAUUACAUGCUGACUAGUCCUAUCCAAAACGUGAAUUACAGAUACCUGGGUCAGUGUCUGAGAAAGUGACUUUUUGUUUUCCAUUUUACUCUCAAAUCGAACAAACGGGAAAACAGAUUUAAAGAUCAGAUCAGCUCAGCGAUUAACUGCUGCUUCAGUUAACAGACAGUUAAACUGCCUUUUGUUGUCAUGUUGCCACUACCUC
Molecule: messenger RNA, 2251 nt
Organism: Betta splendens (Siamese fighting fish)
Lineage: Eukaryota; Metazoa; Chordata; Actinopteri; Anabantiformes; Osphronemidae
Product: piggyBac transposable element-derived protein 3-like
Exons: 3
Coding region: 767-1861 (364 amino acids)
Source: RefSeq, a predicted model, not a curated record